Zingiber officinale is the source of this 661-nucleotide messenger RNA. RefSeq lists its product as uncharacterized. The transcript is spliced from 3 exons. The record is from RefSeq and is a predicted model, not a curated record. Bases 158 to 391 code for a protein of 77 amino acids. NCBI's taxonomy places the organism in Eukaryota, Viridiplantae, Streptophyta, Magnoliopsida, Zingiberales, Zingiberaceae.
CACUUACGCGUUCUGCCAUUCCUUCUGCUUGUUUCGUUAGCUCUCGUUCGCCCCUUUCUGAUAUCCUUCCUUCCUUUCUUCCUUCCUAACCCUCCUUCCUCAAUCGAUCUCUCCUUCCCGUGGAUCGACUUCGAUCCGUUCACAGAAAAAAAGAGAGAUGGGUGGAGGCAAUGGCCAGAAGUCGAAGACGGCGCGGGAGAGGAACCUGGAGAAGAACAAACCGACCAAGGGGAGUCAACUGGAAUCGAACAAAAAAGCUAUGAACAUUCAGUGCAAGGUAUGCAUGCAAACUUUUAUAUGUACUACUUCAGAGGUCAAAUGUCGAGAACAUGCUGAAGCAAAGCAUCCCAAGAAUGAUGUCUAUCAAUGCUUCCCCCAUCUUAAGAACUAGUUCCAGCCUAAAGAGAGCAUAUCCAUCGAAUCAGAUGUGUGUAAACUGUUGAUGUAUGGUAAUACAGGGUGUGCAGACUUAAUUCGGUCUGCUUCUAUGUUUGUCAUCUUUAUCUCGAACUCAUGCCUCUGGAGUGUUGAACAUGCUUCUGGGACUAAUGUCAUGAUUGUACCCUAAGCUAUGUUCUUGUGAUAGAUGACGUCGGAAUGAUUUAAGUUCUAUGUUUCUUUUCCUAUUAUGAUUUAAAGUUAUCUGUUGAACUUGUGCUUA